CGAGCUCGUUAGAGACUCCGAAGCCUCAGCGCAUCUCGAGCUCCCGAUUGUGCUUCAAGCUCCGCUCCCAUCGUCGCUCAUGCAGGAGAAAACUUGACUGUUGGGCAAGCACAAAACAACUCGGUCUGUUACCUUCCCCCAAUCCGACUGAGCUUCACACUCUCUGAAAACUACCCACUCGACGCGCCUCCCACCGUCAGUCUUAAAGCCCAAGGCUCCUGGCUCCCCGAAGACAUCGCUGAACAUCAAGAGGCAGUUUUAGCAUCCAUGUGGGAAGAGUACGGCCACAACCAGAUGCUCUUCGCCUCCAUUUCCCACGUGCAAGACGCCGCAGAGUCGGCGUUCGGCCUGGACUAUCUAGAAGUGUCUGAAGAAUGCAAGCGUUAACUGCUCGACUACGACAGGAAGACCAAGCGCGAGGCGUUCAAGAAGACCUCCCACGAGUGCGGAAUCUGCCUGGCUCCUAGGCCUGGUCCUAACUGCUACUGCAUGGAGCGCUGCGGGCACAUCUUUUGCGUUAAGUGUUUGCAGGAUUUCUACAACAGUGCGAUUAAGGAAGGUAAUGUGUACGCUAUCGUGUGUCUGGAUUUGGACUGCGGAAUAGAAACAAUCGGCGCUGAACGAAGGAGGAGGAAGAAGAAGCGCCUGCUCGCUCCGCGCGAACUCCUUCAAAUACCUCUUCCGCGCGACACGGUGCAGAGAUAUGUCGAUCUGAAGCGGAAGAAGCGCUUAGAAUUAGACAAAUCGACGGUCUGGUACCCGAGGAAAUAGUGCCAGGGUGCUGCCAAGGGGAA
Messenger RNA from Trematosphaeria pertusa, 794 nucleotides. RefSeq lists its product as uncharacterized. Bases 490 to 771 code for a protein of 93 amino acids. The transcript has a single exon. NCBI's taxonomy places the organism in Eukaryota, Fungi, Ascomycota, Dothideomycetes, Pleosporales, Trematosphaeriaceae. The record is from RefSeq and is a predicted model, not a curated record.